This is a messenger RNA of Rana temporaria (common frog), 2299 nucleotides long. RefSeq names its product nuclear transcription factor Y subunit alpha (gene NFYA). Lineage: Eukaryota; Metazoa; Chordata; Amphibia; Anura; Ranidae. The coding region runs from base 276 to 1283 and encodes 335 amino acids. The record is from RefSeq and is a predicted model, not a curated record. Gene Ontology annotation, biological process: regulation of transcription by RNA polymerase II. Gene Ontology annotation, cellular component: CCAAT-binding factor complex. Gene Ontology annotation, molecular function: RNA polymerase II cis-regulatory region sequence-specific DNA binding; DNA-binding transcription factor activity, RNA polymerase II-specific. The transcript is spliced from 11 exons.
GUAUAUGGCAAUAACAUAAAUAGCCAAUCCGGGAUGACUUGGAGAGAAACAUUCGGCCGAAGCAUGACAAAAGCCGCGUUUAGUGUGCUGAGAAGAGACAUGGAAUCAGGAUAGCCGAGCGGGCUAUGGGAGAGAGAGAGAGAGAGAGAGCAGACAAUACAAUACAAUACAAUGAAGAGCUGGGUGAUGUCCCUGCAUGGAAUGGGAGCGCCAUGGCCAGAGUACAAGUCCCGUGUAUGGGGCUUGACCUGCAUAGACAGAUUGCAUACUUGUAGAUGGAGCAAUACACAAGUAGCAAUGGCUCGCCGGAGCAGAUUGUGGUGCAGGCUGGGCAAAUCCAACAGCAGCAGCCUGGUGCUGUCACUGCUGUCCAGUUACAGACUGAGGCUCAAGUGGGAGCAGCCUCUGGGCAGCAAGUUCAGACCCUCCAGGUAGUACAAGGCCAGCCACUCAUGGUUCAAGUCAGUGGAGGACAGCUAAUUACAUCCACAGGGCAGCCUAUCAUGGUACAAGCUAUGAGUGGACAAGGCCAAACUCUAAUGCAAGUCCCUGUGUCUGGAUCCCAAGGCCUUCAACAGAUUCAGCUGGUGCAGCCAGGGCAGAUCCAGAUCCAGGGGGGACAAGCGGUGCAGGUUCAAACACAGCAGGGGCAAACUCAACAAAUAAUUAUUCAGCAACCACAGACAGCAGUUACUGCAGGCCAGAAUCAGGGUCAGCAACAGAUUGCUGUUCAGGGUCAGCAGGUGGCACAGACAGCUGAAGGACAAACUAUUGUUUACCAACCAGUAAAUGCAGAUGGAACAAUUCUACAGCAAGUUACUGUGCCUGUUACUGGAAUGAUCACCAUACCUGCUGCUAGCCUGGCAGGGGCUCAGAUUGUUCAAGCUGGAGCAAACACAAAUACAACCAAUAGCAAUCAAGGAACAGUUACUGUCACCCUACCAAUGACAGGGAAUGUUAUGAACUCGGGAGGUAUGGUAAUGAUGGUACCCGGUGGAGGCUCUGUUCCAGCACUGCAAAGAAUACCGCUUCCUGGAGCUGAAAUGCUGGAGGAAGAACCUUUGUAUGUAAAUGCCAAACAAUAUCACCGAAUAUUAAAGCGAAGGCAGGCAAGAGCUAAAUUGGAGGCAGAGGGUAAAAUCCCCAAAGAGAGGAGAAAAUACUUGCAUGAGUCACGACAUCGUCAUGCUAUGGCUAGAAAGCGAGGAGAUGGUGGACGUUUUUUCUCCCCUAAAGAAAAAGAAGAACACCACUUACACGUACAGGAAGUGGAAUUUCAUUAAUACAGAUCUGUAAAAAUGGAUUCAUCUCAGGGAAGAGAUGUUUUUACACAGAUGAUGCAACAAUUCUGACAGUGUCCUAAACACAACAAAAACGAUGCCACCUUACAACUCCAAGACGACUUCAGAUUUUUAACAAUCCUCAACCCAGCAUUAACAUAUUGGACUUUGUUCUUAAAGUGCACCUACCACCAAGAAAAUCCUAGGCAAGCCUUUUCUUGAAUAAAUCAUGUGUUGUAUAUAAAUCUGGAUGAAAAAAAAACAAAAAAAAAAAAGUAGAGCAGAAAAGGGUCUGCAGUCAUACUGCGACAUAAAAAUUAAUGAAAAAAAAAAAUUAUUUUUUAAGUAAAGCGAUUUAAAAAAAAAAAAAAAAAAAUGUGGGCAGUAUUCAAAACACUCAAUGUGGUUUUACACUGAGGUGAAGAGCUGGCUGUCUUUUUUUUCAUAUCAUACAAGAAGCUGGACUCCUCAUCUGAGUUUGGAAAUAUGCAUUGUAGCGGUCUGUUUUUCUGGUUUACUGUUCUUUAAAUUCUUCUUCCUUUGUGUGAAGAAAAUGGCGGAAAGAGACUUUUCAUAUAUUGCAUAAGUUAUCAAAUUUAUAUUGAUUCUAGGUCUUGUUUUAUAUAUUUCUCAAGUCUCGUUGGCUUUAGGGACUCAUUUGGGUUACAGAGGUAGUACAAAAUGUGAUGUUUAAAUUUUUGUGGGGGAGAAAAAAACUGGCAUAAAAUGCCAUUACUUUUCUGUUCAAUAAGAUUAACCCUUCACUGAACAAGUACAAUUAAUCUGCUAUAACAGCAUUUUUAAUAUACUCACAAGCAUUGCUGUUUGCAUGCAGGAAUGUUUUAUUUCUGACUUUUUUUGAGUCUUGAGAACUAGAGCAGGCAUAAACUUGUGAAUUUGUUACUUAAACUAUUUGUACAUAAUUUGUUUUUGUUUUAUGAUACAGUAUUUCAUUUUUUUUUAAUUAGCUGUAUUUGUAAGUACUGUGUACCUUGCCCAGCUAAUAAAAGAAUUGUUUG